Molecule: messenger RNA, 1925 nt
Organism: Saccoglossus kowalevskii
Lineage: Eukaryota; Metazoa; Hemichordata; Enteropneusta; Harrimaniidae
Product: prolyl 4-hydroxylase subunit alpha-1
Biological process (GO): peptidyl-proline hydroxylation to 4-hydroxy-L-proline
Cellular component (GO): endoplasmic reticulum
Molecular function (GO): procollagen-proline 4-dioxygenase activity; iron ion binding; protein binding
Source: RefSeq, a predicted model, not a curated record
CGAGACUUCAUAAUCGAGACUUCUCGAAGUACCCCAUUUCUGAACGAACGCUUGUGGAAGGCACAUCAUUUCCGGUCGCUCUACCCAGUGCUGUCUGUCGUGUAUGACCGUGUGUUACGACAAAGUGGAUAGUGGACUGUCAGUCGUGUGGAAUUUGACAAGGUAAAAGUGGACUGAACUAGUGCACGUAGGAAGUCACAAAGAUGGCAUCGACUAGUAAAGGGAUUCUCGCAUGCAGUGUUCUGCUGCUGUGCUUUUCUGUCGGGUGUUGCGAGUUUUUCACCGCUCUGUCUGACUUGGAACGGCUUGUACACAAAGAAUCCGAGAUGGUUCAGUCAUUAAAACAGUAUAUUCUAAUGGAACAGGCAAAGCUGGAUGAAUUAAACAGAAUGGCGAGUGAAUUAGAAGUUAUGUCACUGAAAGCAAGUAAGGAUCCUGAGGAAUACCUUCAUCACCCCGUCAAUGCGUUCUUACUUGUUAAGCGACUUUUAAGCGAUUGGAAUACAAUAGAAGAGACCGUAAAGUAUAGUCAUGCAGACGAAUAUGUACGUAAUAUAUCCGACCAUCAAGAAUGGUUUCCAGGCACUGAAGAUCUAACAGGUGCAGUGAAUGCACUCUUCCGACUUCAGGACACGUAUAAACUGGAUUCGUCUGAUAUUGCAGAGGGACGAAUCAUCGGGGCGACCGAUAGUCCCACACUCAACGCCCAAGAAUGUUUUGAGUUGGGUCGUGUUGCAUACGUGGCCGGCGAUAACUACCAUACUGUAAUAUGGAUGAAGGAAGCGUUACGACAGUUAACAACAAACAAUUCUUCUGAUGAAGCCACUAUACUAGAUUACCUAUCGUAUUCUACCUACAUGGUAGCCAUUCUAAUUGGUUCAAACAUUGUAUUCUUAUUAGAUCCAGAGCAUGUUAGGGGACUCGGAAACAAAGCAUAUUUUGAGCAAGAAUUAGCUAAGUAUAACAGACAAAGAGGUGAUGAUGCAGACGUACCCGGAGAAGAAGAAAAAGAAUUUCUAGAAAGUCACAAACCCCUAAAUGAUUACCUACCAGAAAGAGAAGCAUAUGAAGCAUUGUGUCGAGGAGAGCAAGUCAAAAUGUCACCACAAAGGCAAAAAAAACUGAAAUGUAGACUGCGAGAUUAUAAUCGCCCGUUUUUAAUACUGCAACCAGCGAAGGAAGAAGUUGUGUUUGAUAAACCUAAGCUCAUAAUCUUUCAUGAUGCUAUACUCACCAAUGAAAUCAGAAAAGUCAAAGCAUUAGCUUCACCUCGGUUGAGGCGGGCCACCAUUCAGAAUUCAGUGACAGGCAAUCUUGAAUUCGCUGAAUACCGCAUAAGUAAAAGUGCUUGGUUAAGUGAAGAUGACGGCGAUGUGGUGCAUAGAUUAAACCACCGCAUUGAGCAAUACACAGGAUUAACCAUGGAUACUGCAGAGGAGUUACAGGUCGCCAAUUAUGGUCUGGGUGGUCAUUAUGAGCCACACUUUGAUUUUGCGAGGAAAGAAGAGAUAAAUGCCUUCAAAAGUUUAAAUACUGGAAACAGGAUUGCCACAUUUUUAUUUUAUAUGAGUGAUGUGGAAGCUGGAGGAGCGACCGUAUUUCCACAGGUCGGUGCGAGGCUUAUACCAGAAAAAGGUUCUGCUGCAUUUUGGUAUAACUUAUUAAAAAAUGGCGAAGGUGAUUACUCUACUCGACACGCAGCGUGCCCUGUACUGGUUGGAUCUAAAUGGGUUUCAAAUAAAUGGAUCCAUGAAAGGGGUCAGGAAUUUCGACACAAGUGUGGAGCUACAGAAGAGGAAGUGUAGAUGAAGUCGUCAGCUCGGGAAUAAUGAUCUCUGUAUCCAUCUGUGAUUUAUCAUCGACAUACACAAUUUCAGUUCCAAUUUGUCUUCCACACAAACCGUUGUAUUCUUUCUAUAUUUCUU